GGGUCCUCUCCGAGGCCUGGGGAAGGCCUGGGAUUCUUGCGUGAAAAGGAAUCCAUCCCGACACACCUCCCAAUAAAGGCCUGCUUCACUGUCCGCCCUGACCGCCUGCCAAACCAGAAACCUAGCUGCUAGGAAUUGGCCACCCUGUCUCAGUCCUGCAGUUCGAAGAGCACAGUCACAGUUUGCUCCAUUUCCCAGGAUUUGGGAUUGGAUUUAGAACCUAAGACUCCCAAGGGACUUGUUUCUGUUGUUGUUGUUGUUGUUGUUGUUGUUGUUGUUUGGUGGUGGCGGCUGACGAUUUUUAAAAAACAGGGUCUCUCCCUAUGUACCCAGGCUGGCCUUGAACUAGCUUUUUAGCCCAUGCUGGCCUCAAAUUCAGUAAUAGGUCUUGUCACAAGUUCCCACCACCCACAGUCAGUUCCUAGUGAUCUAUCUUUAUUACUGUUUCUCAUCCGACUAUUCCCGAAGUCUCUUAGAGCCAUUAUAGACAAAGACAUUGUUCAAACUCAGUGCCUGGCAUUCAUUUAUUCAUCCAACAAAUGUGAACAAUGAUGCCCACCAUGUGACAUCAGAUAGCGGAAGGGGCGUUAUUUGGGGGAGAAGGGGACCAGUGAGAAGAAGCCGGAGAGGUGAGAGAGUUUGCAGGGGAUAGCUAUAAAGCAAAAAAUAAAUAAAUAAAUAAAUAAAUAAAUAAAUAAAUAAUAUAGGUGUGAAAAUGUAAUAUGCUAAAUUAAAAUUAAAAAUGAAUUCUAAGACAAUGGAUUUGACAGAACAACUCUAAAAUAAGCGGUAGCCCGGUGGGAUGGCACACUCAGGAAAACUCCAGCGUUUACACAGGGCACGUGGCACUUCAGUCCUAGCACUCAGAAAGCAGAGGCCGGUGAACCUUGAGUUCGAGGCCAGCCAGGCUUACAUAGAGAAAUCCUGUCUUUCGAAAAGAAAAGGUUAGAGAAUUUGAGGCCAGUGUGCCUGGCGUUCUUGGGGAAUCUGAGGUCAGCCUGGACUGCACAUAUUUCCUGCCGAAAAGCAAAGCUGGAAGCUGAGAGAGUCGGGCUGAGCUGUGACAUAGGAGGACACAGGUAAUGCAAGGGCCUUUGGUGCAAGAUGGAAACCCUGAGCUUGAGGGAAGUGGGGAGCAGCGGGAGUGAAGCAGAGAGAGCAAGGGGGGGAACUUUUCCUGGGCAUUGAGGAGGCCAUGCAGCAUGGUGUGAGGUUUCUUAGCCUCUACACGAGCCACACUCUGGGCCUGAAAACUCAUCGUUGUACAUCGAACCUGUAUUUCAUUGCUGGCAUCCACCCACUCCACGCCAGAAGCGCUCUCAGUUGUGAUAACCAAAAAUACCACCACACCACACCACCAGUUCCUGGAUGGAUGGCCUUGAGCAGAUGCGCUAGUGUGUGUUAACUUCUGCUUGGAUGUCAGGAACCAUCUGAGUCACUGUUGCAUGCGCGGAUCGCAAGCACAUUGAGCAUCCAGUGUGUUAACUUCUGCUUGUAUGUCAGGAACCAUCUGAGUCACUGUUGCAUGCGCGGAUCGCAAGCACGCUGAGCAUCCAGUGUGUGUUAGCAUCAUCUUCUGCGGUCAUUCUCUGAGACAUAUGUCCCUUGCAGCGUGGUUCUCAGCCUACCGCGAGUUCUAGUCAAAUUUCUGGACCCUUUCUCUAGGAGAUCUUCUUCAUGCACAUAUCCUUAGAAUCAUCAUAAGCUGAGUCUCCGUUUCCAGACGCUGGAAUCCAAGAGCUCCCUUUAUCCAUUCAAAUGACUGCUUAGUGCGUGCUCUUACCGCGUGCGCCACACUCGGCCCCAGCCUCCGAGACGGAGGCAAAUAAGAUAAGCCAUGUCUGGUCCAAGCGAUGAGACGGCAGGAGACCUGCCGGUGAAAGAUAUAGGUCUAAACCUCUUUGGAGCUGGAGGGUUACAAGAAACUUCAACUGCACGAACAAUGAAGACUCGCCAGGCAGUGUCACGUGUCAGCCGUGAGGAACUGGAAGACAGAUUUUUGCGUUUGCAUGAUGAGAACAUUUUACUUAAACAGCAUGCCCGCAAGCAAGAGGAUAAAAUUAAAAGAAUGGCCACCAAGUUAAUACGGCUAGUUAAUGACAAGAAAAGAUACGAGCGGGUUGGUGGCGGCCCCCAGCGGCUGGGACGAGAUGUAGAAAUGGAAGAAAUGAUUGAGCAGCUGCAAGAGAAAGUCCAUGAGCUUGAAAGACAAAAUGAAGUCCUCAAAAACAGGCUAAUAUCAGCCAAACAGCAGCUCCAGGGCCAGGGGCACAGGCAAACUCCGCACAGUCGUGUGCAGGCUCGAAUUAACACUGGCCGCAGGAGAGCUAGCGCAACCACAAGCUUACAGGAAUGUCCCAGGAAAGGUGUAAGAUUCCAAAAUAUAGAUGAAGCAGAAACUGCACAACCUACGCUCACAAAAUAUGGCAGUAGUUUACUUGAAGAAGCCAGAGGAGAAAUAAGAAAUUUAGAAAAUGUUAUUCAGUCACAAAGAGGCCAGAUAGAAGAAUUAGAGCACUUAGCAGAGAUCCUGAAAACUCAGUUGAGGAGAAAGGAAAAUGAAAUUGAGUUGUCUCUUCUUCAGCUUCGAGAACAGCAAGCUACAGAUCAAAGGUCAAAUAUUCGAGACAAUGUAGAGCUGAUUAAACUCCAUAAACAGCUAGUGGAGAAAAGCAAUGCUCUUUCAGUCAUAGAAGGAAAAUUUAUUCAGCUUCAAGAGAAGCAAAGAACGCUCAGGAUCAGCCAUGAUGCCUUGAUGGCAAACGGAGAUGAGCUAAAUAUGCAGCUUAAGGACCAGCGCUUAAAGUGCUGCAGCCUGGAGAAGCAGCUGCAGUCGGCGAGGUUUGCAGAGAGAAGAGUGGAGGAGCUGCAGGAUAGAAUUAAUGAUUUAGAAAAGGAGCGAGAACUUUUAAAGGAAAACUAUGAUAAACUUUAUAACAGUGCCUUCAGUGCUGCCCAGGAAGAACAGUGGAAGUUAAAGGAGCAGCAGAUGAAAGUGCAGAUUGCUCAGCUCGAAACUGCCCUAAAAUCUGAUCUAACAGACAAAACUGAAGUCCUUGACAAAUUAAAGACUGAAAGAGACCAAAAUGAGAAGCUCAUGCAAGAGAACAGAGAGCUCCAGCUGCAGUGUCUGCAGCAGAGGCAGCAGCUGGAUGAGCUGAAAAGCCGCAUGAGGUUUUUCAACCAGGAGAGUGAUAUCGAUGCUGAUGACCUGAGCGAGGCACUCCUGCUUAUAAAGGCUCAGAAAGAACAAAAGAAUGGAGACCUUUCAUUUUUAGAAAAAGUGGACAACAAACUUAAUAAAGAUCUAGAACAUUCCAUGAAAGAACUUCAAGCAACUCAUGCAGAAACAGUACAAGAACUUGAAAAGACAAGAAAUAUGCUAAUUAUGCAACAUAAAAUCAAUAAAGACUAUCAGAUGGAAGUUGAGGCGGUGACUCAGAAGAUGGAAAAUUUGCAGCAAGAUUAUGAACUCAAAGUGGAACAAUAUGUUCAUCUUCUUGAUAUCCGGACUGCACGCAUCCAGAAGCUUGAAGCCCAGUUAAAGGACAUCGCCUACGGCACUAAGCAGUACAAAUUUAAAGCGGAAAUCAUGCCAGAUGACUCUGUUGAUGAAUUUGAUGAAACCAUCCACCUGGAACGAGGAGAAAACCUGUUUGAAAUCCACAUCAAUAAAGUCACCUUUUCUCCUGAAGCCCUGCAGGCGUCUGGUGACAAAGAGCCUGUUACUUUCUGUACCUAUGCUUUCUAUGACUUUGAACUGCAGACCACUCCCAUUGUUCGAGGCCUUCACCCAGAAUAUAACUUCACUUCUCAGUAUCUUGUCCACGUAAAUGACUUAUUUUUGCAGUAUAUUCAGAAGAGUACUGUCACUCUGGAGCUCCACCAAGCCUACAGCACAGAUUACGAAACAAUUGCAGCUUGUCAGUUGAGAUUCCAUGAGAUUCUAGAAAAAAGCGGCCGAAUAUUUUACACAGCAAGUUUAGUUGGAACUAAAGGAGACAUCCCAAAUUUUGGCACAGUAGAAUACUGGUUCCGAUUAAGAGUUCCCAUGGAUCAAGCAAUUCGACUUUAUCGAGAGCGGGCAAAGGCAUUAGGAUAUAUAACAUCAAAUUUUAAGAAGCCAGAGAAAAUGCAAUUGUUGAGUCAGCAAGCACCCACAACUGCUCAGAUCAGUUCAACAGAUUCCACUGAUGGCAACUUAAAUGAACUCCACAUUACAGUAAGAUGUUGCAGCAACCUACAGUCCCGAGCAAGCCACCUGCAGCCACACGCAUAUGUUGUGUACAAGUUUUUUGAUUUUCCAGACCAUGAUACAGCCAUCAUUCCCAGUAGCAAUGAUCCGCAGUUUGAUGACCAUAUGUGUUUCCCAGUGCCAAUGAAUAUGGAUUUGGAUCGCUACCUUAAGUCAGAGUCUCUGGGGUUUUAUGUGUUUGAUGAUAGUGAUACCCAGGAGAAUAUUUACAUAGGAAAGGUCAAUGUGCCUCUGAUUUCACUGGCGCAUGACAGGUGUAUCUCAGGAAUAUUUGAGUUAAUGGAUAAUGAAAAGCAUUCUGCGGGAACCAUCCAAGUUAUAUUAAAAUGGAAAUUCACCUACCUUCCCCCAAGUGGAUCAAUAACUAAUGAAGACCUAGGAAAGUUCAUAUGCAGAGAAGAGCCAGAGGUUGUUCAGAAACUACCUCCAACAUCCUUGGGUGUUACAUCAGUUGUAGCACCAAAACCUAAACCAAGACAGCGUUUAACACUUGUGGACAAAAAGGUUUCUUUUGUGGAUACCACGCCGCACCUGAGUCCUGAGACUUCUCCUCCUCCUCCUAAAGAUAUAAAAGACAAUUCCCCAGAAAUGGAACACACACCAAAAACAGAAAAUAGCAUGUCAGCUGUUACAUAUUCUUCCAAGGAAAGCAGUGUGGCUGAGGUAGAGGAAACCGUAGAGAGAACGCAGCAAGGAAAAGAAGAUGACAUCUCUUUCCUAUCUGAGGGUCAGCUUGCAUCGCAGAGUGCGGCUUCCUCUGAAGAUGAAACAGAAAUAACGGAAGAACUGGAGCCAGAAGAUGAGGACAGAACAGCUUCUGACAGCGAUGACUGUAUCAUCCCAGGUUCCGUCUCCAAGGAAACCAAACAGCCGUCAGAGGAGAUUCGGAUUGAGAUCAUAGCUCUAAGCCUUAAUGAUUCUCGAAUAACCAGGGAUGACACUAUCCAACGGCUGUUUGUUGAGUGUCGGUUCUACAGUCUUCCGGCUGAAGAGACACCUGUGUCACUGCCAAAACCCAGGAAUGGCCAGUGGGUCUACUAUAACUAUACCAAUGUGAUCUACCUGGAUAAAGAAAACAACCGAGCGGAGAGAGGCAUCUUAAAGGCCAUACUGCAAAGACAAGAACUGCCUCACAGAAGUGUGCGCUUCACCGUGGUGAGUGACCCUCCUGAGGACGAGCAGGACCUAGAGUGUGAGGACAUCGGCAUUGCUCAUGUCGACCUCAUGGAUAUGUUUCGGAAAGGGAGAGACAUCAUCGAGCAGGACCUUGAUGUGUUGGAUGCCCGAGCGGACGGAGGCAGCAUCGGCAAGCUGAAGGUGACCGUGAGAGCGCUCGCUGCUCUGCGGUCUGUCAACGAGCAACAUGGAGAGGACUAGGAAGCCUGGAAGAAGCUGCUGCAGAGGCGUCCACCUCUGAGGAAAUGCCCACGUGAAAACUCCAGGAUGAGAUUUUGAGUAAUCACUCUGGUGUGUGUAAUCUAUAAUUCAUGGGGAGCUGGGGGGUGCUGGGCUUAGGCUUCAGUUUCAAAUCUUAUAUAGGUUUUUGUUUAUUUUUCUGUUCCCUCUACCCAUGACUGCCACCCCUUAGGACUUCAGUUCUCCUCAGUGGUCUACCUUCUCAAUAAUUUAUAUCAACAUGUUAGGAUGAAAUAUCUAUUUACAUUUGUAACAUUUUCUUACAAAGAAGUGGGAAUAGUUUUAUUUUUCAUAAGGAAAAGCCUAAAUCUUGGGAAACCUAUGGGAAAGAAAUAUUUUUUACGUUAUCCCUAAUCGUCCCACUAAAGGAAAAGCUUCUGAUUAGCCUCAUUAAGACUUUUAUACUGUGAAGAUUUUAUUAGAAGCAAUAUAUGAAAAUUACUUGGAUUAAUGUGUUAAUCUUGUGCUUUAAAAUGCUAAUAUCCACUUUGAGCACAUUAAAGCUCAGUAUGUGUUUUCUUUGAUGCAUGCGGUUUCUAUCAAUUCAAUAUAAAGAAGGAGAUGUGGCACCAACUUAGUAAAUUGCUCCCAGUUUUUGUUGUUUUCCAUAAACAGUGUAGUCGUUAUAUGGUAUCCAUGUGUCUGUAAUGCUGAUAUGGGACCCAUGAUUAUAUAAAGAUAGAGAGAUACAUACAUGCAUAUAUACAUACAUGCAUACAUAUAUAUAGGGAAUCCAUACUUUACAAACUAAAGUUAUUACAUAAAAAAUAAAGUAUGACCCGAACUCUAAGAUGUUUGGUCAGACAUGAAAGGAGACCUUUCAUCAUUUUUAACCUUACUUCAAGCUUACACAGUGCUGGAUGUGUCUGGUUAUGCAGACCCUCAAAGAGCAGCUCCAGAAGUUAAUUUCUAGCUUUUACACGGUCUUGCUGAAGGGUUUAAUUGAUAUUUUUAAUGGAGCUGUGAUCGGUGCUGCAAAGGAAUUGUCUCUGGGGGUCUGAGAUAUAAUGCAUUUCAUUUUUUAAUUUACUUUUUUAUUUGUCGUUUUCUUCAAAGGAUUUUUAUAGGCUGUGGGUUUUCACUGUUUGCAAACAGGCUAUUCCUUCUUAAGCAUAUGUAAAGUAUUCAGGGAGAUAAGUAAUUUAUUAAAAUCUACCUAAUUUGCCGUGCUAUAUUAAAUCUCUGCUUCAGUGAUCACAGACCAUUUCAUUUAGAGAAUUAGGCAUUCCCUCUUUGUGUGAUUAAAGCCCUGGAAAAUGAGUUCUUUGCUCCUAUUUGUGAACAUUCAAAGCCUGCUAAUGGCAGGAAGAUGGAAUAGAUUAUGAGACAAUUCAUUACAGUUCAACAGGGGAAAAAGCAGCUAUAAUGCAGAAAUGCAAGUAUGAAUAUCAGUGUAUAGUUGAACCGUCUGUGUGCUGACGGCUUCAGCGGUAACUCCUCCUUGGGAGGCUUUGCAAUGACAUCCAUACGCUAUUAAUCUGUUGGCACGCUCUGUGGGCCCAGUAGAGUAUGAUGUGACCACAGGAUUCUAUAAAUUUUCUCUGUACCAUUGGGCAUCCCUGCCCCCAGGCCUGCCAUCUCCAAGAGGAAUCUUGUUCUCACCAGACUCUGCAGAUCUUCCUAACAACUCACUCCUCUGGAACCUUCUAGUGACCACAAACAUCUGCAGACAAAACCUCUCCAAUCCUAGUAAACAACCACAUGUUUGUUGUCACUUUAGCUGGCUCUGAGCUCAUCUUUUUGGCCUCCCUUUCCAGCUUUCUUUGGCUUUGUGCAGCUAAUGUGUCAUUAAGGCCCAUAAUAUUCCCUGCAGUAAUCUAAAACAGCCAGAUUAUACCCUGGGAUUAGCUGAGCAGUUUUUGAAACAUUUAUUGUGGUAUUCUCCCAGGAGGCAUGCAUUAUUGUUUUAAAAUGUUAUAUCCCAAACUAAAUAAUGCUUUCUGCGGAGAGGAAAAUGGAUGGUGCUGACUUCUUAGCAUCUUUAAGUAGAGACAGGGAAGUCUUAGAAGUGAGUCGACCAUAUAGAGUCUGUGCCUCAAGUACAAGUGGGGAUUUAGGCAGGCUUCUGUGCCGUUUGUAUUUACUAGCCUUAAAACCCUCUACCUCAGACUCCCGCAGAUGUUCCCAAGCUCACACGCAAUGGCUGCUAAAGGGUUCUAUGGGGAAGUGGAAUGAGUGUCCUCACGCCGAGGCCACGGCUUCUUUGUCUAGCCAUGUGUUAGCCAGGGUUCACUGAAAAGUUCAGCUCCAUGAGCUAGCCUUGCUUUGUUAAGGAUGGCUAGGGUGUGGGGGCUACCGGGCACAGGGACACAGCCCUGGAGGAGAACUUGCAGUUCUCGUAACCGCACAGUGCACGCAGCACUCGGGGAGCAGCAAUGCUUUAGUCUGGAAAUAUAAAUAGAGGCGUGAUGUGCCGUGUGGGCGAGUGCAUUGUACAUGGUUUUUGCCUACUGUAGUAGAAAUGUCAAAUUCCCAGCCCCUGUCAUGAGAGGCAGUUGACAAAAAUAAGUUUUAUGGUUUACAGUGUGGUUUACAUAGAGGACAUUUCUCUUCACUCUCGGUUUCAACAUGUUUUCUGAAUUAUCAUGGUUUGUUGCCAUUUAACUUAAAUUAGUUUUUUUAAGAAUAAAUAGAGGCUAUGUUUAAUCAAAUAAAGAACGGCCGUGUUGAAAUUCCA
Alexandromys fortis (reed vole) is the source of this 8348-nucleotide messenger RNA. RefSeq names its product RPGRIP1 like (gene Rpgrip1l). The record is from RefSeq and is a predicted model, not a curated record. Gene Ontology annotation, biological process: non-motile cilium assembly; retinal rod cell development. NCBI's taxonomy places the organism in Eukaryota, Metazoa, Chordata, Mammalia, Rodentia, Cricetidae. Gene Ontology annotation, molecular function: thromboxane A2 receptor binding. Gene Ontology annotation, cellular component: photoreceptor connecting cilium. The coding region runs from base 1838 to 5632 and encodes 1264 amino acids. The transcript is spliced from 26 exons.